Molecule: messenger RNA, 5356 nt
Organism: Nerophis ophidion (straightnose pipefish)
Lineage: Eukaryota; Metazoa; Chordata; Actinopteri; Syngnathiformes; Syngnathidae
Product: neuronal acetylcholine receptor subunit alpha-7-like
Exons: 10
Coding region: 17-1678 (553 amino acids)
Biological process (GO): signal transduction; chemical synaptic transmission; monoatomic ion transmembrane transport
Cellular component (GO): synapse; neuron projection; postsynaptic membrane
Molecular function (GO): transmembrane signaling receptor activity; acetylcholine-gated monoatomic cation-selective channel activity
Source: RefSeq, a predicted model, not a curated record
UCUUCUCCCCAGCAGGAUGUGGCACUCGGCGGCUCUGCUCCUUUCAGGAUUGUCCGCGUUGAUACACGUGUCCUCGGGGGGUCCUCACCAGAGGAGCCUGCUGAAGACCCUCCUGAAAGACUACGACCGCAUGGAAAGACCCGUAGGCAACGACUCGCACCCGCUGACAGUUACCUUUUCGCUCAGUUUGAUACAGCUUAUGGAUGUGGACGAAAAGAACCAGGUGCUCACCUCAAACAUGUGGCUACGGAUGAGCUGGUUUGACCACUAUCUCCAGUGGAACCAGAGCGAACAUCCCGGAGUUAAAAACCUUCGCUUCAGAGCAGACCAAAUCUGGACUCCAGAUAUUCUACUGUACAACAGUGCAGAUGAUGACUUUGACUCCACCUUUAAGACCAAUGUGCUGGUCAACUCCAGUGGCUAUGCUGAGUAUUUACCUCCAGGCAUUUUCAUGAGCACCUGCAACGUGGACGUUCGAUGGUUCCCCUUCGACAUCCAGAAGUGUGUGCUCAAGUUCGGUUCGUGGACGUACGACGGCUGGCUGCUCGAUCUCCAGAUGAACGACGCGGACGUGUCGGGCUACAUGUCCAACGGGGAGUGGGACCUCAUAGGAGUGCCUGGCACUCGGAACGAGGUAUUCUACGAGUGUUGUAAGGAGCCCUAUCCGGAUGUGACCUUUAUCGUGACCAUAAGGCGGAGAACUCUGUACUAUGCCCUCAACCUUCUCAUCCCCUGCAUGCUCCUCUCUUCAAUGACCCUACUCAUCUUUGUACUACCUGCUGACUCUGGAGAAAAGAUCUCACUGGGGAUUACUGUCUUGCUGUCGCUGACUGUGUUCAUGCUGCUGGUGGCUGAGAUCAUGCCGGCUACAUCUGACUCUGUCCCGCUAAUAGGUCAGUACUUUGCCAGCAUAAUGAUUAUCGUUGGCAUGUCGGUCAUUGCGACGGUGGUGGUCCUGCAGUACCAUCACCAUGACCCCAAUGGAGGAAACAUGCCAAAAUGGGUGAAGCUGGUCCUGCUCCAGUGGGUGGCGUGGUUCCUGCGGAUGAAGCGUCCUGGCGAAGCGGAGAAACCCGAGAGGCCCCAGUGCGCCCCCCAUCUACGUCGCUGUUCCUCAGGCUCCCACAGCGGCAGCAUCCCGAACCACGGCGACCCCGCCCUGCACCCGCUGCACCCUCAGAACCUCGCCCCUCUACACGCGGGGCACCUCCAAUCCAGCGCCAACAACGGGAAUCUUCUUUACAUGGGCUUCCAGCCGAUGGAGGAACCCUCAGUGCUCGUAGACGCCCCCCAGAGGAGUAUCAACGCCCCCUCAGGACCGCGAAGUCCGCCACCGCAUCUGCCGCCUCACCUGUGCAGCUCCCCAAGCCCCAACUUGGACGUGGUAGGAUGCCCCAGCAUUGUCUCCAGCGGCGGGGGGUUUGGCAACGCUGUGGGUCAGGCCGCAGGUCACGGGGACCCUUUACUUCAGGCCGUCCUGGAGGAGGUGCGCUACUUGGCGGACCGCUUCAAGGAGCAGGACGAAGCAGAGUGCGUGGCCGACCAGUGGAAGUUUGCGGGCGCCGUAAUCGACCGCCUGUGCUUGGUGGCGUUCAGCGUCUUCAACAUCAUUUGCACCAUCUCCAUCCUCAUGUCGGCGCCCAACUUUGCGGACGCGGUUUCCAAGGACUUUAUCUGAACGCUCUUGAAGUAUCAAGCGGGAUCCAGAGAGACACAUUUUCCUGCGGACGAAAGACUGCAGGAAAAUGUGGAUUUAGUGACUGAAGCGUUAUUUGAUGUGUGGUGAAAUGUCAAUCCAAACUUUGAGUCGGGGAUAGAAAAGCCAGCCGGGACUUCCUACAAGAAGAAAGUCCACACCUGGGAGCUUGACGGGAGGAAGGAAAGACUCCAAUACAGUUAAGAUGGAGGAGAACAAGACAAGCACAUGCAGAUGAGGGAAGAUAAAGAACACAGGAAGAGACAAAGGUGCUUGUCUAUUAUUCAAUCCCGCACGUCUAAUGGCUGUCAAAUUGAAAAGUCCUCCCAUCAUCUUUAAAGUGCGACAUAAUCGGCUGUGAAAAGAUGACUCUGGCUAUUUUGCAUUUCCAAAGGUCUUAUUAUCUCUUAGUUAGCUCAUACUGGCGAUCUCCAAAAUGAAAUGGAGCUGCAUGCAGAUGCAGAACCUAAAUGGGCGGUAAAGCUACACAAUCGAUACAAAAAAGCAACAUCUUAUUAAAAGCUAGCUCAUGAGUGUCAUUCAAGACGUAGAAUCCCACAAAGGAAGCAGACUCGUCUCUCUCCCUCGCUCGUCAAUGAACACAGGCAACAAAAUCAAUAUUACAAAGAUUUCCUGCUCGUGGCACAAUGCUCCUUUGCUAAUUAGUGUCUAAAGGAGAUCUUCUGAGAGAGGGCUUAAAAUAAUCACAAUAAACUAAUUACAUCUAAUACAAGAGCUGUAGCAUAAUGUUAGCUUGCGCGGACUAGCUAACAUAUUUAGGAAUGUUACAAUUGCACCAUCUGAUAGUACUGUAUUUUCCAUAAACCCAGAAGUGGCAAGAUAGCCGAAAACACAUUUAAAACUUUUGACUUUUUGAGUCACAAAUAGACGAUUUCCCCAAGCAUCAUACAAACCCCAUUUCUAUAUGAGUUGGGAAAUUGUGUUAGAUGUAAAUAUAAACGGAAUACAAUGAUUUGCAAAUCCUUUUCAACCCAUAUUCAAAUUUGGACAUGGUGUCCACAGUUUCCAAAUAUAAUUUGAAAUGUGGACUCUUCAGAACACAGAACACUUUGCAUCAGUCCAUCUUAGAUGCGCUCGGGCCCAGCGAAGCCGGCGGCGUUCCUCAGUGUUGUUGAUAAAUGGUUUUCGCUUUGCAUAGUAGCUUUUUAACUUGCACUUACAGAUGUAGCGACCAACUGUAGUUACUGACAGUGGUUUUAUGAAGCGUUCCUCAGCCCAUGUGGUGAUAUCCUUUACACACUGAUGUCGGUUUUUGGUGCAAUACCGCCUGAGGGAUCAAAGGUCCGUAAUAUCAUACCUUACGUGCAGUGAUUUCUCCAGAUUCUCUGAACCUUUUGAUGAUUUUACGGACUGUAGAUGGUAAAAUCCCUAAAUUCCUUGCAAUAGCUCGUUGAGAAAUGAUGUUCUAAAACUGUUCGACAAUUUGCUUACAAAUUAGUGACUCUCGCCCCAUCCUUGUUUGUGAAUGACUUAGCAUUUCAUGGAAGCUUCUUUUAUACCCAAUCAUGGCACCCACCUGUUCCCAAUUAGCCUGCACACAUGUGGGAUGUUCCAAAAAAGUGUUUGAUAAGCAUUCCUCAACUUUAUCAGUAUUUAUUGCCACCUUUCCCAACUUCUUUGUCACGUGUUGCUGGCAUCAAAUUCUAAAGUUAAUGAUUAUUUGCACAAAAAAAAAAAAGUUUAUCAGUUUGAACAUCAAAUAUGUUGUCUUUGUAGCAUAUUCAACUGAAUAUGGGUUGAAAAUUAUUUGCAAAUCAUUGUAUUCCGUUUAUAUUUACAUCUAACACAAUUUCCCAACUCAUAUGGAAACGGGGUUUGUACCUUUAAGAUAAAAAAAAAAUCUGGAAACUGAGUUACCAGUUCUUUAUCAUAAAAUGUACAUGAACAUAAUGUCAUGGCUGUCUUGAGUUUCCAAUACUUUCUGCAACUCUUAUUUUUUUGUGACGAAGGGAUUGGAGCACAUACUUGUUGGUCACAAAAAACUUUCAUUUAGUUUGGUUCUUUUAUGAGUUUAUUUUGAGUCUACUGAAAAUGUGACCAAAUCUGCUGGGUCAUAAGUAUACAGCAAUGUUAAUAUUUGGUUACAUGUCCCUUGGCAAGUUUCAGUGCAUAAAGGGGAUUUUGGUAGCCAUCCACAAGAUUCUGGCAAGCUUCUGGUUGAAUUUAACCACUCCUCUUGACAAAAUGGGUGCAGUUCAGCUAAAUUUGUUGGUUUUCUGACACGUACCUGUUUCUUUUUGGAGGUAAUCCUCCUUUUUCAUUUUCCCAUUUAAAGCACAAGUUCCAUUGGCAGCAAACCAAGCCCAGAGCUUAGUACUACCUCCACCAUGCUUGACUAUAGGUGUGGUGUGCCUGGGAUUAAAGACUUCGCCUUUUCUCCUCCAAACAUAUUGCGGGGUAUUGUGGCCAAACAGCUCAAUUUUUGUUUCAUCUGACAUCACAUGGACAAAGAUAAAACCUCCUGAAGGAAAGUUCUGUGGUCAGAUGCAACAUGGGACAAACAAACAAAAACAAUUAUAAUUGGCAAUGUCACACUUUGGAAAAAAUAUUUUAUGGUAAAAAAAAAACAAAAGGUAGCUAGGUUGCCAGAUUUUUUACCAAAAAAUUAACUGUUAUUCCACUUACAGUAAUGCACUGUAAAAACAAAGAACGCAUAAUAAAUAAGAAACUUGCAGCUUGGUCGUCACAAAUGUACUGUAAAAAUAACAGUGGUAUUAUUUUUAAUUUUCUGUAAUUUGGUGUAAAACGCAUCAUAAUAUUCACGAUAACAUUUUGAUAACUUUGCUGCCUGUCUUUUUAACGUAAAACAUUUUUUAAAGUCUCUUUUUGCUGAGGGUCUCAAAUGGAACCUUCCCUCCUGCCCCAGAAUCGUACAGUAUCGCCAUCUUACAGUAUGUUCCAUGAACCAGGACGUAACAUGAUAACAAAAUACAACACACAUUUUCCCUUUUGCAUUUAGAAUAACAAAUGGAUCAUUCUUCUCAGAACUAAAAAGGUUAUGACCAUGCAUCUUACUAACUAACCGUGAAGUGGCAUGCUAACGAACCAACAAAAACACAAACAUGGACAAUAUUUUCCCCUUUUUUCCAGAACUUUUGCUCGUCUCCCAGAUUUCAAAAUAUUAAGGUCUCGCCCAUAGAUGUAACUAUGGUCUCUCCAUUUUACAUUAUUUUCCAGACAAAAUUAUUUCCUUUUGCGGCUUGAGACACAAAUUGAAUCUUUUGCUUAACAAACAUGGUGUGCUACAUUUUUUCACCCCUUUUGCUAGUCCCAAAUGGACAAUUAUUGCGAUCCUAUCCUGUACGGUUCAUGACCAUGAAGUCUAUGACAUUUAUAGGCGUAAUAUUUGAUAGAGCUCUUGUAUUGGAUCAGAAUUUUGGUUUCACGUGCGGGUGUAUCAUUAGAGUGGACAAGAUCCUGCAGUUCCUGAGUAUUUCUUUAAUCUCUCGACACCCACAACAUUACUCAUCCUGAAAUAAAAGUAUUCUCUUGUCAAACCUAAUACGACCUGCUUCAUAAAGGGCGAGGGAAGAUGGGAAAGAAAAUAGCUGACAUGGCCUUAAUUGAUCAGUUGUUCAGAAAAGAAGAGAUGUGUGAAGAGGUCAGCGGUGGAAAGUGUGAGGGGGGCAUACAGGGUAA